Messenger RNA from Colius striatus (speckled mousebird), 2929 nucleotides. It is a transcript of the gene RAB39B, whose product is annotated as RAB39B, member RAS oncogene family. NCBI's taxonomy places the organism in Eukaryota, Metazoa, Chordata, Aves, Coliiformes, Coliidae. The coding region runs from base 45 to 686 and encodes 213 amino acids. The transcript is spliced from 2 exons. Gene Ontology annotation, cellular component: Golgi membrane. Gene Ontology annotation, biological process: Rab protein signal transduction. Gene Ontology annotation, molecular function: GTPase activity; GTP binding. The record is from RefSeq and is a predicted model, not a curated record.
GGCGGCGCGGCGGCGGGCGGGCGCUGAGGCGGAGCGGCGGCGGCAUGGAGGCCAUCUGGCUCUACCAGUUCCGCCUGAUCGUCAUCGGCGACUCCACCGUGGGCAAGUCCUGCCUCAUCCGCCGCUUCACCGAGGGCCGCUUCGCCCACAUCUCCGACCCCACGGUGGGCGUGGAUUUCUUCUCCAGGCUGGUGGAGAUCGAGCCGGGGAAGAGGAUCAAGCUGCAGAUCUGGGACACGGCCGGGCAGGAGCGGUUCCGGUCCAUCACCAGAGCCUACUACAGGAACUCAGUUGGUGGACUCCUCCUCUUUGACAUUACAAACCGCAGAUCCUUCCAGAACGUCCAUGAGUGGCUGGAGGAGACCAAGGUGCACGUCCAGCCCUACCAGAUCGUCUUUGUUUUGGUAGGGCACAAGUGUGACCUCGACACGCAACGGCAGGUCACCAGGCACGAGGCUGAGAAACUGGCAGCUGCUUAUGGUAUGAAGUACAUUGAGACCUCGGCUCGGGACGCCAUUAACGUGGAGAAGGCCUUCACUGAUCUGACUCGAGAUAUUUACGAGCUUGUUAAAAGGGGGGAAAUCUCAAUCCAGGAGGGAUGGGAAGGGGUAAAGAGUGGGUUUGUCCCAAACGUAGUGCACUCUUCAGAAGAAGUGGUGAAAUCAGAUAGGCGAUGCUUGUGCUGAGCUCUCCUAGUGAGGCAAGUGGCAAUGAACUCUACUAACAGACGUCCUUUACUAAGUGAACUCGGUGUGACAGAAGGGAGAGCAACACUCCUGUCGUGAACAGCCUCCCACGUUGUUUUGGACACCAGAACACACCCUGGAGAGAAAUGUUCUGUUCCAAAUAACCUUUCUGAACUGGGGCUUACAGAUCUAAGGGAGAGUGAGUGAGGGUGCAUGUCGAUGUUGUAAGGAGACAGGAAGCCCAAAUGAGGGGCUGCAGGAGCCAGGAGAGAGUGCAGAGAGAGCUGGAUGGGCUGGCACGUGCCAGGGUACUGUACCUGUUCUCUGUAAGUAAAUCCAUAGCUCUGUACUGGGUACUGAAGCCACGGUGUGGCUGUAGUGUGACAACUGGGCAGACAGGGAGAAGGAAAGAGGACAUCUUUGUGUCGGCUGUUUACUACCAGGAAGGUGUAAAGGCAGCACAGAUACGGUUUCCUCAUCAGGCCAACUCCACUGGAAGAGUUUACUGACGUGGUCUGCACUCUUCUGAAUCUUCUUUCUUGUGUUCUUGAACCUAGUUCCAUAGCAAAGAAUAUUCUGUGGGAUUUAAAGAGGAAAGCAGUAGUGACUGGAUUGGUAAUUAAGAUUUAAGUUAUUUCCCCCCACCCCAAUAGUGCUUUUCUUGCUGUGCUGAACUGGGAUUCUACUCCUGCUCCAGUAGUAGUUACUUGAUGCAUUUUUAUGCAUUUACUGCCUUGAAAGUACCCUGAGCUCAGGGCUUUCCACUGGAACUAAGUCAUCAAGAGCAUAAAGAGAGAAUCGUGUCCUCAUGGGUUACAUCUGAAGGCUGAAGUGUUGCAGCCAGAUGGGACACACCAUUUCUGUCUUGCCACCAGCACUGUGCUGACCUUUUGGGUGUCUUACCAGUCAGGUCACGAGGAGGAAUGGAAAGGGGCUGGGGGGUGGGAAGAAACACGGUGAAAUAAAAGACUUGAAAGCUUAACUCAGGUGCAUCAGCCAUUGUCAAAGGUGAGAUUUGCUUUUAAAGAAGGGAAAUAGCAUGGAGAGCAACAGCUUCCAUCAGUACUUUCUGCUGUUAAAGUGUCAUUUUCUUUCUUGGUGUCUGUGGAAGAAGAGGACUAGCGCUGGGAAGGAGGAGCACACGGCAGAAGGAUCUGAGCAGGUGGAAAGCAAAGCCACCAGGCGAGCUCAAGAGUAAACGUUCUCUGCCUCCAUGUUUUAAUUUGACAAAAGAGGGUAUCUCAGGUUGGUGGUGAUGGGCUGGUGGUCGUGUUCCAGGAGCUGUAGGUGGGUUUUUGGGAGUGCCAGUCACCACUCAGAGGCUUUGUUUCUGCCGAGUUUCAGCUGCAGCUGUCGAAGUGCCGCAGGGUGGCUGCGCUCUUGGAGCAAACGAGGGGAGUGCAGCUUUGUUAAAAGCAAACAAGCAGAACUGCAGUGACUUUUUAAACUCCAGUUUGCAGGCUUUGCAUACCAAGCUGCUCAUGGGCAGGAGGGAGGGAGUACGUAAAAGCCACAGGAAGCCUCUAGUGCUUGAUUUUAGGCCUCUUAAGUAGAGUAGCUUGCUGAGGUACCCCAUCCAUGACAGUGUGGGUCCUCGAUUGCUGUCGAGUUCAGACUAUUUCUGCCUUAGAACUUGUUCCCAGGGUUUGCAGCACAAGGACAGGUCUGUUAAAGCUGUAAAAAAAGAAAACCAACCAACCCCAACCCAGCCACCAAAGCCCUGGAGGUGAAUGACGUUGGCGUUUUCAGUGUUGGAGGAGCAGUUUGGGUUCCUGGGCGCUGCAGGGGAGCAGCGGUGUCUCAAGGCCUGUGUGGGGAAUCCCAAGCAGCUUCAGUUGUGUUUUUUACAAAAAGAAAGAUUAACAAUUCCUUUUACAAACUGUGUAGGAGAGUGGGUCAGAUUGGUGCUGAGCAGGCGCCAGGGAGAGCCUGGGGCUGCUCAGGGCAGGACUGGCAGUUGUGUUUCACUGUGUGGCCGGGCAGGUCCUUCCUGCUCUGCCUGGAAAGGCCACUCAGCACCCACUUUGGCCUUUUAAGGUCCAGCUGGUGGCCAGGAGGGUUGUGGGCUGCCUGGCUGCACCAACAGGCAGCAAGACGUUGGAUCAGAGGGUGUUUUAGCAAUAGUAACGUUCUGUCGUUCUCUGUGCAGGAACUGGCCGGCCCGGAACACUUUUUCACGAGCCAACCAGUAUUUUAUUUAAUGGGUUUUGGACAUUCCCCUUCCCUGCUCCCAGAGAGAGAGA